UCCACUGCGCCCGCCCCGCCCGUGGCCGACUACUGGUCUUUUCAGGCCGCCCGGGACGGUCACACGCGCUGUCCCGCCGAGCAGCAGCCGCGAUGCCUCCCUCGGGCCUGGCGACGGUGGACAGCCGGGUGCUCCCCGCCUUCCUGCUGUGCAGCACGCUGCUGGUCAUCAAGAUGUACGUGGUGGCCGUCAUCACGGGCCAAGUGAGGCUGCGGAAGAAGGCUUUUGCCAACCCUGAGGACGCUCUGAGGCACGGUGGCAUCCAGUUCUGCCGGAGUGACCCGGACGUGGAGCGGUGUCUCAGAGCCCACCGCAAUGACAUGGAGACCAUCUACCCAUUCCUCUUCCUGGGCCUCGUCUACUGCUUCCUGGGCCCCGCGCCCGCCGCCGCCUGGGCACACUUCCUGCUCUUCCUGCUGGGCCGCCUGCUGCACACUGUGGCCUACCUGGGCCAACUGCGCGCGCCCGUGCGCUCCGUGGCCUACACCGUGGCCCAGCUGCCCUGCGCCUCCAUGGCCCUGCAGAUCCUGUGGGAAGCGGCCCACCACCUGUGACCCGUGACUCUCAGCCACCAGACCCACAGGCCAGGGCGGGCUGUCCUGGCUCCCCGGCAGCCUCUGGGCCCAGGAGACUGUGUGUGUGUGUGUGUGUGUGUGUGUGAGUAUGUCUGUCUGUCUGUUUGUCUGUCUAUCUUGGGUUCCCGGAUAAACUGGCCCAUUGUCAGGACUGAUAGAAAACCAAAUCCCAGCCCUGGGGAGGCUGAGGCAGGAGGGUCACCUGGAGUUUGAGCCCAGCCUGGGACACCCGGUGAGAUGGUGAGCAGAGACCAGCCUGGGCUGCAUAGUAAGGCUGUCCAAGAAGAAAAAAAGGAAAAACUCUAUCAAUGGAAGAAGCAGAGUAUGAAACUCACAUUUUUGUCUUUCCCUGCCCAAGAGUCAGAAGAGUCAGGGGAGUCUUCAUUCAGGGUUCCGAACCACCCAAGGCUGGCCUGGGAUUCGCAGGCACUGUGGCAGCCUCUGGACAGAGUGGCGUCCCCUGAGGUCCCCAGCCUCUCCCCUGCUCUUCGUGGCACCUGCCCCUGGUACUGGGAUGAGUCUGUGUCCUCCUCCCUAGGCUCCGGGCUGCAGGUGGGCACAAUAGGUACAGAGUCCCCAACUACCAGGACGCCAGCUUCUGCCCCAUGGGCUGCCUCGCGGGGGCUCUGUGUGUGUUUGUGUGCCCCAGAUGCCCAGCUUGAGACCAGCACCCCAUUAAGCAGCAAGGACUGUGCCCCAGCAGCCUCCUGUGGGCUCUGUGUUGCUGUCACCCUCGCCCAAGCUGCCCGAUGCCCCCCGCAUUUCUGCUGGGGUGCCUGGCGCCAGAGUGGCAGGACCCAGUCACCAACUGGAUGCCAAGUCCCACAGUAACCAGUUGCUUCGGCCCUGGACCCGCCUCCUACCAGGGCCAGGGAGAUGCUGCUCUGCAGGGGGACUCAGAACUGUGGCCAACUGUGCUUGAAACUGUGGAGAUCCUCCUGCCUCAGCCUCCUGAAUGGUGGGAUGGCUGGUGUGUGCCGCCACGACCUGCACCAGCUCCGCUUUUACAAUAAGGCCUGCCUGGGAGCUCAGACUGAGCACGGGCAGCUCACACGCAGGACCGCGGGGUUCACAACAAGUUUACGGUCCCUUUCUGACCCCCUGCUAACUCCACCAGAUGGACCCACCUCUGGAGGACUACAGGGCUGAAGGGUGCUGGUCAGGGACGCCAGGCCUCACUGUUGGUCCUGUUAGCCAGGCGUGGUGGUCACCUGUAAUUCCAGCCACUCUGGAGGCUGAGGCAGAAGAACGGUGAGUUCAAGCUGGAGGCAUUUAGCAAUAUCCUGUACAGAAAAUAAAAGUGUCGGGGAUACAGUCAAAUGCGAGGGCCUGGGGUCACCCGCAGUACUGCGGAAACAAGGGCCUGGGGAAGCUGGGGCUGGGGUGGAGCGCACUGGCCCUGCCUGCCUGGGGCCCUGGCCGCCCCCGCCCCCCCCCCCCCCGCGUGCCAGUGGGCUGGGGUCCGGCGCAGCAACGCUGCCCCCUGGUGGCUAUGCGAUGCCAGGCGGCCCCGGGGACAGCCACACCCCCGAAUGCCUGGGGGCGUCGUCUGGCCGCCAGGGCACGGGGGGGGGGGGGGUGUAGGGCAGGUGCGCGGGUGGACCGCGGGUGCGGGGCGCCCCCUGCCGUCCCGAGCCCCAAGCGCGGGGCCUUCUUGGCACCCAGCGCCCGCUCCCCUGCUCCGCACCCCGCAGACCCCGCAGCUGGCCACCACCCCCUGACCGCGGUGUGGGCACCGGAAGUAUGGGCCGUGGCUGCUGUGCAGGGGCUGGGCUGGGCUGGGGGCACCCAGUGCCCUGGUGCUUGGGACGUUCAGAGGUCCGGGGUGCGUGCAGCCGCGGGGGCCUCCGUUCACCUGCGCCGCCCGGAUUUCAGGUUACGCGCCUGGGCGGGAGCCCCCGCGGCACCCCGGCCGGUCGCUGCCCGCAGCUUCGGCCUCUGGCGGCACAAGAGGCUUCGCAUUGGCGCUGGCAGGAGCAGGCAGGGCCGUGGAGCAGAAGCAACCUUGGCUUCUGUCCUGACUCUUAGGAGUUUUUUUUUAAAAACAACAAGAAUAAAAACUAUGAUACAGAAUUUCAAGACAA
Molecule: messenger RNA, 2659 nt
Organism: Cavia porcellus (domestic guinea pig)
Lineage: Eukaryota; Metazoa; Chordata; Mammalia; Rodentia; Caviidae
Gene: Ptges
Product: prostaglandin E synthase
Exons: 3
Coding region: 93-554 (153 amino acids)
Biological process (GO): prostaglandin biosynthetic process
Cellular component (GO): membrane
Molecular function (GO): prostaglandin-E synthase activity
Source: RefSeq, a predicted model, not a curated record